AUGAAGAUACCACCACUUUCACAGCAGCUUAUUGCUCGUCUGCUCAGUGAACUUAAUAGUUCUUCCAAAAAGGUGGUGUGGCAGGUUACAACCUCCCCAACUUCCCAUAGCCAUCUUGAGACAAAUUUGAUUUUCAAAAAUUUCGGUACCACUUGGAAAUUCUUAAACGAUGUAAAGGACUACUCCCACAAAUUGAAACAUCAUCCCACAAUUACCACAACUUACAACAAGGUCAACUUGGUUAUAACAACACAUGAUGUAGGGAACAGCUUGACUGACUUGGACUUCCAGCUAGCUGAAGCCAUUGCCUCCAGCUCCAAUUUGGAUGGGUUAAAGUGA
Molecule: messenger RNA, 339 nt
Organism: Dujonia railenensis
Lineage: Eukaryota; Fungi; Ascomycota; Pichiomycetes; Serinales; Debaryomycetaceae
Source: the annotation of a GenBank genome assembly